UCCCUCUUUCCGUACUGUGAGCGGCGCGCGGCCCCUCGGCCUGCUGGUUGCCUUGGUAACCAACCGUCGCCACCCGCUCGUGCCUGUGGCUUCGUGGCCUUUGAGGGCGCCUUGAUAAACCACAAAACUGCCAGGAUGAACUGUCGUUCAGAGGUACUGGAGAUAUCAGUGGAGGGGCGCCAGAUUGAAGAAGCGAUGCUCGCUGUUUUGCAUACCAUAUUGCUCCAUCGCAGCACAGGGAAGUUCCACUACAAGAAGGAAGGGACCUACUCCAUUGGGACAGUUGGCACGCAAGAUGUUGACUGUGACUUCAUUGAUUUUACCUAUGUUAGAGUUACUUCCGAUGAGCUUGACCGGGCAUUGAGAAAAGCUGUUGGGGAAUUCAAGGAUGCGCUGCGGAACUCGGGCAAUGAUGGGAUGGGCCAGGUCUCGCUGGAGUUCUACCAGAAGAAGAAAUCACGGUGGCCAUUCUCUGACGAGUGUAUCCCAUGGGAAGUGUGGACAGUCAAAGUGAACGUGGUGAGCCUGGCUAAUGAGCAGGAGCGGCAGAUCUGUCGUGAGAAGGUUGGUGAGAAACUCUGUGAGAAGAUCAUCAACAUUGUAGAAGUGAUGAACCGACAUGAGUACCUGCCCAAGAUGCCCACCCAGUCUGAGGUGGACAAUGUCUUUGAUACGGGGCUGCGGGAUGUCCAGCCCUACCUGUACAAGAUUGCUUACCAGAUCACUGACUCACUUGGAACCUCUGUCACUACAACCAUGCGGCGCCUCAUCAAGGAUACCCUGGCACUCUGAUAUCCAUGAGACUACAAGACCUGACAUUAUUGAGAGGCAACAUGAGCAACUGGCUUUCUGUCCAAAAGCACCAAAUACAUAUUUUCUCCCAGAAAAUCUGGGAGUCUUGAUAUGCAGGUGCCCUGUUCUAAUUUAUUAAUUUCCAAGUAUCUCCAGGGCAAAGACAGAACCAGCCUUGGCUCCUGGAUUCAGUAUAUCAGUUUACCUAGAACACAGCCUCUCACAGCAGAAAAGGAAACCAGGAUUCUUCCUUCAGCCCCCUUUUCUGUUAGACUUAGCUCUACAAGCUUAGAAGGUGUGCCUCUUCAUGGGAGAAAAUAGUGUGUAUUUUUUCGUGAGCAUUUCCCUAAUAUAGGACAGAUGAUAACUCCAAGCUUGGUUCUCUCUGUGACCAGAUGCCUUUAUUUAUUAACCGUAGAGUCUUUUGUUAAUGGAAAUCUGCCAGAGCUGGGGUUACUUAUCUUGGCAAAAUGGGUGCCUUUCCUCCUGAUAAACCACUCCUCCUCCUUCACCCUCCUCUGACUUUAGGAUAAUUGAAUAAGAUUAUAAGACUCCCUGUCUUGUGCAUGUCUGUUAGGGCAGUAGAGGGCUGCAGACUCAUUUUUUCCCUUGUGAGUCCUGGUUGCAAAGAAGAGCUAAGUCCGAAAGACCUGUUCAAAAGGCUGUCUUAACUUGCCAAUCUAGUCCUCAUCAACCCCACAGUUGCUAUUUCUCAGUAGAGUUUGGAAGUCAGGCGCUUGCAUUUCUAAAAAUAAGGAUCUUCAAUUACUUGUAUUUGUUUUUCCAGUGUAACGUAAAUGUAUAAGUCUGAGAAUUAAAAUUAGAAAAC
Messenger RNA from Lacerta agilis (Sand lizard), 1621 nucleotides. RefSeq names its product autophagy-related protein 101. The transcript is spliced from 3 exons. Gene Ontology annotation, cellular component: phagophore assembly site. Gene Ontology annotation, biological process: autophagosome assembly; autophagy. NCBI's taxonomy places the organism in Eukaryota, Metazoa, Chordata, Lepidosauria, Squamata, Lacertidae. The record is from RefSeq and is a predicted model, not a curated record. Bases 136 to 792 code for a protein of 218 amino acids.